GAUUCAGCCGCAAAUUUCGUGUGCUGUUGGCAUCUGCCUUCAUCGUUAGGCUGGAAUCCCUCUCGAACUAUUCACGAGCUAUCCCGCAGUAGGCAGACGGGCGUAGUGACGAACGUAGUUAUUUCAAUUGCAACUACGCGUAUAGACUUUCCAAUAUAUAGCCUCCUCGGACUCGCUUAGGCCAAGAUGUUGGAUCGAACCAGGGUCCAACGAGAGCUCGUCGAGAUUAAAAGGGAUCCUGAGUCAGGGGUGACUGUAGACGUUCCAGGAGAUGAUCUCGCUCGAAUGAGCGGGACUAUAACGGGGCCUGUCGGAACGCCGUAUGAAGGCGGAACGUUUCUGGUGGAUAUAGUACUUACAGAUUCGUAUCCGUUCAAGCCUCCGAAGAUGACCUUCAUUACCAAGGUCUGGCACCCUAACGUCAGCAGCCAAAACGGUGCGAUAUGCUUGGAUAUCCUGAAAGACCAAUGGACCCCUGCUUUGACUCUCAAAACGGCUCUAUUGUCACUCCAAGCCCUAUUAUCAUCGCCCGAACCUGACGACCCUCAAGACGCAAUCGUCGCCCAACAGUAUUUGAAGGAUUAUCAGACGUUUGUCAACACUGCCCAGUACUGGACAGAGGCGUUUGCCAAGAGACCAUCCUUGGCACUUGAUGAAAAGGUGAAGAAGCUGGUGGAGAUGGGCUUUUCAGAGACAUCUGCAAGAUCGGCUUUGGAGAAGUGUGGAGGAGAUGAGAAUGCAGCGCUGGAGAAGCUAUGCAGCUAACUGGAUUGUGAAUAUGCAAUUAUAUUCUCCUAAGGUCUCAUGGUUCCAAUUGAGACCAGUAUCACCUUUAAUACAUCACCCUACACUAGAAACCAUCUAGGCCUUAGAGUAGCACCAUUGAAGUGGAAUAAACUUCUGUAUGGUGUUCAGUAAUCGUUUUACCGCAC
Molecule: messenger RNA, 932 nt
Organism: Closterium sp. NIES-67
Lineage: Eukaryota; Viridiplantae; Streptophyta; Zygnematophyceae; Desmidiales; Closteriaceae
Source: the annotation of a GenBank genome assembly